Messenger RNA from Aspergillus terreus NIH2624, 2277 nucleotides. Its product is annotated as SMEK family protein. Gene Ontology annotation, cellular component: protein phosphatase 4 complex; nucleoplasm. Gene Ontology annotation, biological process: DNA damage response; protein dephosphorylation. Gene Ontology annotation, molecular function: protein phosphatase activator activity. The transcript has 4 exons. NCBI's taxonomy places the organism in Eukaryota, Fungi, Ascomycota, Eurotiomycetes, Eurotiales, Aspergillaceae. The coding region runs from base 1 to 2277 and encodes 758 amino acids. The record is from RefSeq and is a predicted model, not a curated record.
AUGUUGCCUGCGCCCGAACUGGCAAAUCUCCCGGAAAUCGAUCACGUUAUGAGAGCCGCGAGCCUAACUCAGGCGGGUCGAGACGCGCUCUCCAAAUGCGUCAUCCGGGACGAAUACAUUCAAAAGCUUGUCCCGUUAGUAACGGUUGCCGAAGAUCUAGAGAGUCUGCCCGACCUGCAUCGCCUGUGCAACAUCAUGAAAUCGCUGAUUCUCCUCAACGACAACACUAUCAUUGAAACUGUGGUUACGGACUCGAUCAUUUUGGGGGUUGUCGGAGCGCUAGAAUAUGACCCCGAGUUUCCUACGCAUAAAGCGAACCACAGGCAAUAUCUCUCGGACCAGUCGCGCUAUAAGGAGGUUGUUCCCAUCAAAGAUGCUGUCAUCCGUCGCAAGAUCCGCUCAACCUGGAGGUUGCAGUACCUGAAAGAUGUUGUUCUGGCGCGAAUUCUGGAUGAUCCAACCUUUUCCGUGCUCAACUCCUUGAUAUUCUUCAACCAGGUCGAGAUAGUCAACCACAUCCAGUCGAAUGGCCCUUUCUUGAAGGAACUAUUCUCUGUCUUCGAUCCGAGGAACGCCGACGCGAAGCGCAAGGAGGAUGCCGUCCAGUUUCUCCAUCAAUGCGCCUCCAUCGCCAAAAAUCUACAGGCUCCCGCUCGUGCCAACCUCUUUGCGAACUUCAUCAGCCAUGGGCUCUUUGCCGUGAUCGCAUUUGCUAUCAAGCAUCCCAAUCCUUCCUUGCGCACAACCGGAAUCGACAUAUUGGUGGCGCUCCUCGACCAUGACCCGAUCAUGAUGCGCAGUUACAUGCUCAAGGCUGUCAACGAGAAAAAGACACCGCUCACCGAUACGCUUAUCGAUCUCCUUCAUACCGAGUCUGAUCUUGGGGUCAAGAACCAAUUGGCAGAUGCGGUCAAGGUCUUGCUGGACCCUCAGAUCGGCAUACAGGAUACUAUGGGUCGGGCUGGACCCGAAGGUUAUACGAAACUACGCCCUAACAUUCUCUCCGACGCAUUUGUCCAACAUCACUUUGACGAAUCCUCGAAAAAGCUCUUCUCACCUCUGAAACGGCUCGAGCACCGUACCACCUUUAACGACAUGAAGUUCCAAGAAGUUGCGUUGUACUCACACCUUGUUGACAUCCUUACCUUUUUCGUCCGUCAGCAUUUGUAUAGGACGCGUAAUGUCAUCCACAGCGAAGUUCUUGCUCCUCGGGUUGCUCAACUGCUAAAAGUACCCCAGAAGCAUCUCAAACUAAUUGCAUUGAAAUUCUUCCGUACAUUGAUCAGCCUCCAGGACACCUUCUAUCAAGCGUUGAUGACCCACAAUAAUACCUUCGGACUGAUCCUGGAUAUCGUUUAUGAGACCAUGCCACGUGACAACCUUCUCAAUUCAGCCUGCCUUGAAUUAUUUGAAUUCAUCAAGCGAGAGAACAUCAAACCCAUCGUCUUGCAUGUGGUGGAAAAGUAUGGAGAGAAACUCCGGAACAUUACCUACGUUGAUACGUUUCAAAACUUGAUUCUGCGUUAUGAACAAAUGCAGGGUUACGGAGCGGAGACGACAGACACCACCUUGUUUUCACAAGACGACGGAAUGUCCGCCAGGAUGCAACCCAAUGGGCGAUGGCAAGGCGUCAAGGAGAUGGAUGCUGCAGAGGAGGAGUACUUCAACGCUUCUGAUGAUGAAGAUGAGUGGCAACAAGACAGUCAGCCUCAUGCGGCCGUGGGUGCUGCACCGCAGAAUGGCGCUGCUUCACCAGUCAUCAAGCCCCUUGUUGACUAUCCAGACGAUGAUGAGGAUGAUGCCAUGGAUACCAAAACAGAAGGCGCCGAUGAAGGGGUACAGGGCCAGCAGGCGCCUGUGUCUCCAACGACUGAUGCAUCGCCCGAAUCACCCGCAACUCCAGUCUCCUCAACGACACAGACACCUCCUGAGCGAUUGUCAGAAAAGCGUCGGCGCGAAGAAGAGGACGAUGAUGAGCUAGUUAAACUUACAUCUGUUCCAAAGAGGAGGAGCUCCACUAGUGGUGGGCCCGGAACUGCCGGGCUUCUACGGAGGAAAAAGAGCAUCACCAUAGGCACCGUGUCCUCUGCUGAUAAGGGCGCAACCCAGGGCACCUUGGGGGGCGUCACAAGCACUGCUGCGCCCAAACGGAUAGCGAUCAAUUUGGGGUCGUCUACUGCCAAAUCGUCGGACGCCGAAUCGACAGAUUCCACAUCAGCCCAGACGAGCAAUGAAAAGGAGAACAAGAACAACGACCUUGAAAGAGGGAGAGAAUGA